AUUAUUUCAUCAGCGGUGCUGGGCUGCCGGGUAGAUUCAAAGCCGAAAAAGUGGAAUUUCAUUGGGGUCAGAGCAAUGGAUCCGCAGGCUCUGAGCACAGCAUCAACGGCAAGAGAUUCCCUGUUGAGAUGCAGAUUUACUUCUACAAUCCUGAUGACUUCGACAGUUUUGGAGCAGCAAUUUUAGAAAACCGGAUAAUAGGAGCCAUGGCUGUGUUUUUUCAAGUCAGUCAGCGGGACAAUCCAGCACUGGACCCUAUUAUCCAUGGGUUGAAGGGUGUCGUACAUCAUGAAAAAGAGACCUUUCUGGAUCCCUUUGUACUGAGAGACCUUCUGCCGACAUCACUGGGAAGUUAUUAUCGCUAUACAGGUUCUCUGACAACUCCACCAUGUAGCGAGAUUGUGGAAUGGAUAGUUUUUCGCAGGCCUGUUUCUAUUUCUUAUCACCAGCUGGAGGCGUUCUAUUCCAUAUUUACCACAGAACAGCAAGAUCACGUCAAGUCUGUGGAGUAUCUGAGGAAUAACUUCCGACCGCAGCAGAGUCUGAAUGACAGGGUGGUGUCCAAGUCUGCUGUGAAAGACGCUUGGAGCCAAGAUGUGAUGGACAUCUUAGAAAAUCCAUUUGGCACAGAGGCUUCCAAAGUUUGCAGUACUCCCCCGGUCAACAUGAAAGUGCAGCCUAUGAACAGAACAGCCUUGCUAGUAACUUGGAACCAACCAGAGAUCAUCUACCACCCUCCCAUUAUGAACUACAUGAUCUCCUACAGCUGGACUAAAAAUGAAGAUGAAAAAGAGAAGACUUUCACCAAGGACAGUGACAAGGACCUGAAGACCAUCAUUAGCCAUGUCUCACCUGACAUCCUUUAUCUGUUCAGAGUUCAAGCAGUUUGCCGAAAUGAUAUGCGUAGUGACUUUACUUCAUAACCCAUGUAAAAAUUAUCCUUUUGUUUCCCAGCUAACACUACUCGAAUAUUCGAGGGGACCAGAAUUGUUAAAACAGGAGUGCCUACAGCUUCUCCUGCUUCUUCAGCUGACAUGGCUCCCAUCAGUUCUGGAUCUUCGACCUGGACUUCUUCUGGUCUUCCUUUCUCCUUUGUUUCAAUGGCAACUGGAAUGGGACCUUCAUCCAGUGGAAGCCAAGCAACAGUGGCCUCCGUGGUGACCAGCACAUUGCUUGCCGGCCUUGGGUUUAGUGGUGGCGGUAUUUCCUCCUUUCCUAGCACUGUGUGGCCAGCCCGCCUUCCUAGUGCUGCUUCUACCAGCAAACAGUCAGUUAGGCCGGUGCUUACAACUCCUGAGGCUUUAUCUUCCCCAGGACCGGACAGUGAUUCCGCUCUGACGAAAGACAACGAAGGAGCAGAGGAAGGAGAAAAGGAUGAGAAGAGUGAAAGUGAGGAUGGCGAAAGGGAACAUGAUGAAGAGGGAGAAAAGGAUUCGGAAAAGAAAGAGAAGAGUGCAGCGACAGAGGCUGCCGAGGUACAAAAUAACACUGAGACCACACUAACGACCAUUUCCCCUAACAGAACUGUAGAGGAGGAAGGAAAUAAAACCAUACCUGGUCAAGAGCAAAACAUUUUCCCAACAGAUAAGAGUCCUGAAGAAGAGAGGGUUACUGAAACAGACACUCAGCCCCAACCUGUUCCCUCCACCCAAGUGCCACCAGCAUUCACAAAUGAACAUUAUGAAGGGCAAAUCCCAAAGGGACCAGAGACAACAUCAAGAAAAGCUUUUCCCAAUGACCGCAGGUUUCCAGAGGAAAAUCCAUCCGAUAACAGAUUCAUCACCAUUAACCCAGCAGACAAGAAUAGCUCAAGUAUGGCAACCAGACCUUCUCCUGGCAAAAUGGAAUGGAUCAUCCCUCUGAUUGUGGUGUCGGCCCUGACCUUUUUGUGCCUCAUCCUCCUUCUUGCCGUGCUGGUUUACUGGAGAAAGUGUUUUCAGACGGCUCAUUUCUACGUGGAGGACAGCAGCUCGCCUCGAGUGGUCCCUAAUGAGAGUAUUCCCAUUAUACCUAUCCCAGAUGACAUGGAAGCCAUUCCUGUCAAACAGUUCAUUAAACAUAUCAGUGAGCUCUAUUCUAAUAACCAACAUGGCUUCUCAGAAGACUUUGAGGAAGUGCAACGCUGUACAGCCGACAUGAACAUCACAGCAGAACAUUCCAAUCACCCAGAUAACAAGCACAAGAACAGAUACAUCAACAUUUUAGCAUAUGAUCACAGUCGGGUGAAACUAAGGCCUUCGCCAGGAAAAGAUUCUAAGCACAGUGACUACAUUAAUGCUAAUUAUGUUGAUGGUUACAACAAAGCAAAAGCCUAUAUUGCCACCCAGGGACCUUUAAAGUCUACGUUUGAAGAUUUCUGGAGAAUGAUUUGGGAACAAAAUACUGGAAUCAUUAUCAUGAUUACAAACCUCGUGGAAAAAGGAAGAAGAAAAUGUGAUCAGUACUGGCCGACAGAGAAUAGUGAGGAAUACGGCAACAUUAUAGUCACAUUGAAGAGCACAAAGGUACAUGCCUGCUACACCGUCCGCCGUUUCACAGUCAGGAACACAAAAAUGAAAAAGGGUCAGAAGGGAAACCCCAAAGGGCGACAGAACGAGAGAACAGUUAUUCAGUAUCACUAUACACAAUGGCCUGACAUGGGAGUGCCAGAAUAUGCUCUGCCUGUGCUAACCUUUGUGAGGAGAUCGUCAGCAGCCAGGACCCCGGAAAUGGGACCCGUGCUUGUACACUGCAGUGCUGGUGUGGGCAGAACUGGUACCUACAUUGUGAUCGACAGCAUGCUGCAGCAGAUACAAGACAAGAGCACAGUUAACGUCCUGGGUUUCCUGAAACACAUCAGGACACAGCGCAACUACCUUGUUCAGACAGAGGAGCAGUACAUUUUUAUUCAUGAUGCCUUGCUGGAAGCCAUCCUUGGGAAGGAGACUGAAGUAUCUGCAAACCAGCUGCAUAGUUAUGUUAACAGCAUCCUUAUACCUGGAAUAGGAGGAAAGACACGACUAGAGAAACAAUUCAAGCUGGUUACACAGUGUAAUGCAAAAUAUGUGGAAUGCUUCAGUGCUCAGAAAGACUGCAACAAAGAGAAGAACAGAAACUCAUCAGUUGUGCCCUCUGAACGUGCUAGGGUGGGUCUCGCGCCACUGCCUGGAAUGAAGGGAACUGAUUACAUUAAUGCCUCUUAUAUCAUGGGUUACUACAGGAGCAAUGAGUUCAUCAUAACCCAGCAUCCCCUUCCACAUACAACUAAAGACUUUUGGCGAAUGAUCUGGGAUCAUAAUGCACAGAUCAUUGUCAUGCUGCCAGACAACCAGAGCUUGGCAGAAGAUGAGUUUGUGUACUGGCCAAGUCGUGAGGAAUCCAUGAACUGUGAGGCCUUUACCGUGACCCUUAUCAGCAAAGACAGACUGUGCCUCUCUAAUGAAGAGCAAAUUAUCAUCCAUGACUUUAUCCUUGAAGCUACCCAGGAUGACUACGUUCUGGAAGUACGCCACUUUCAGUGUCCCAAAUGGCCAAACCCAGAUGCUCCCAUAAGCAGUACCUUUGAACUUAUCAAUGUAAUCAAGGAAGAGGCCUUAACAAGGGAUGGCCCCACCAUUGUUCAUGAUGAGUAUGGAGCUGUGUCAGCCGGAACGCUGUGUGCCCUGACCACCCUUUCCCAACAGCUGGAGAAUGAAAAUGCUGUCGAUGUUUUCCAAGUGGCAAAGAUGAUCAAUCUUAUGCGGCCUGGAGUAUUUACAGACAUUGAACAGUACCAGUUUCUUUAUAAAGCAAUGCUAAGCUUGGUGAGCACUAAGGAAAAUGGAAAUGGUCCCAUGACACUGGACAAAAACGGUGCUGUGAUGGCCAAUGAUGAACCGGAUCCUGCAGAAAGCAUGGAGUCUCUUGUCUAAUUGGAAUCUUGAAAAGGCACUUAAUUUGUAGAACUUCUGAAGACUGAGUGAACUUUUUUGAGGCCUUUUUUGCCAGACUCUAGGUUAUACAAUAACCCAAUUACUUUUUUACACUGAUAAAAGUUUUGAUAUUUAUUUUUUGCCAUUUUAUGUCUUAAUGGUAUCCUACUGAGCAUUCGCACCUCUGUUUCUUUCACUCAGUGCACCGCAAUUUUAUCUAGUUUGCACUAUAUGAUCAGUGUUACUGCCUAUAAUACUCUAAUACAAAAGCAAGCCCUGAUGUGACAUUCCAUGACAGCAAACAUGCUACUUUUUAGUUUAAAUACAGUGAAGUUUUGUUAACUACAGUGACCCUUGAAUCUUAAAUCUUGAAUGCUAGACCAGAUGGAUUCUUUCUACAAGAAAUACUGCACCCCGUCAUACUCCUAAUAUUUAUUGCUUUAAUUUUAAUUGUUGUAGGUCUUCUGUAUUCCAGUUCAGUGGAUAAGCAAUAUUCAUCCUUUCUUGAUAAAAUGUGGCAGGUGAUUACUAGCUACAGUGAAGGUAUAAUAGCCUCAUGGAGCUGAAACAAUUGCUUCUGUAUUGUUUCAGAUUCUGCUUUUGUAUACUUUGAGGCCUAAGAAUUGCUUCACGUGGAACAUAUAAAAUUACAUUAAAAAAACGUAUAGAACAACUCAUACCUGGGACACGGUCACGGAUUUUGACAUUACAGCUUCAAAGCUUCCCCAAUUAUUCAGAAUAAAAAUGUCAGUUUUAGAUUUUAAAGCCGCCAUAUGGGAAAGUGUGUUAUUUUUUAUUUUCAUCGAAGCCAAUUCAAUGAAAACUGUGCUACGAUCAAAAAUAGGUCUGUUUUCAGACACAUGAAGGUAGCAAUAUUUUACAUUACUAAGCUAUUCAAUCUUUUAAACACAUUAAUUUCCUUACUAUUUCUUGAACAGGACCUCACACCUAAUGGUAUGUCACAUGGCGAAGACAAGCGUUUCUUAAUUUCAUAACUGUUAGAUGCCAUUUUUACAGGUGUGUAAUUUUCUUAUUUUAGUUCUAAAACAUAAAGUACUGAUCCAUAUUUACUGGUGAAGCAAACUAAUAAAAAUAACUACCUAUAAAAGUACAUUCUUCCUCUUUUAUUCUUUGCCAAACUAAUUAUUUAGUACAAACCUCUUGAUUCCAUUCUCCCUCCCACAUAAAUCAAACAAUUUCCCCAAAUUACAUUAUUUAAACAGUGUUGUUAUCUUGAGCACUUAGAUGUAAUCCCUCAUUGGUUCCGUAAUCCUGUGCAUUUUGAUCCCAGUUCGGCAAAGUACUUAAGUCUAUCCCUAUCGAGCAAAACCCUUAAGCAACUGCUUAAAGCUAAGCACGUCCAUAACAGCUUUGCUAAAUAGGUAUGGUUUGCUCUAAAAUUGGAUAUGUUAAUUUGACAGUUCGGAUGUUUUGUGUAGCUUUAAAGGCAUUAUCCCUUAUAUAGAGAUUUAUUUUCAUUAGUUUUAAAUUUCAACCAAACAAAAAGGGCACUGUCAUGUUUCAGGACUUGCUGUCAAAAUAUUACAGCAUAUUUUUCACUUAAAUGUAAAACUAUGGGGUUUUUUUUUCCUGUUUCCAAUACACCCUCGCUCGGAUGUAAGCAUCUGGCAGGCAGGCCCACUUCUUUGGUUGAAUUAUUAAUUUGGGUUUCCAGAGGGUUAGAGAGAAGCUAGUGAUUCUGUGCAUUUUCAUACAAAAGGACAUUUCAAGUGAACUUUACGAUAACGUUAAGAGCAGACACUUGGGGCCCAGUCUUCAGUUGGUGCAAAUCAGCAUAGCUUCACUGAUCUGAAUGGAGCUGUGCUACGUUACACAGGCCGAGCAGCUGGCCCUUUAUUUUUAAUGAUGGAAAGAUUUCUUCAUGCGGACAGACCUGCUUCAUCCAGAUUUCUAAGCAUUUGAAAGAUUUCACCAGUGACAACUAUGUCGUUACCUCGAAUUUAUUUGAAUUUAUUUAACCUGAUACUAGUGGUCCAAAAUAGCAGCUGAUACUACACAGCGAUGCAUUAAUACAUUCGUGUUUUCUAUCAGAAAAUCCCAUGUCCAGCACCAAGGAACUGAUUCAAAUAAAAAAUGUCAAGAUGACUCCGAAUAACCCUUCGGUGCUAGUGCUGUGAAGCGCCCAUCAAUAGCUCGCAUUAGGCAGCCCGGCACUCAGGGGUCAGCCAGUCUAAUACACUAAGAGUUCAGAUUGGCUUUCCAAUCACUUCAAUAACAGGAAUCCUUCAAGCACAUUUCAAGUAUUGCUGCCUGCACUGCUUAGGCUGGGGCUGAGAGCCUUCCACGCGAAGUUAAUUUGCCAGUCUGCGCUGGUGCCAGACGCUUCAGUGCACCCAUUGCUGGCAAUGGCCGCUGCCCCGGGAAAUUCCAGCUCUUGGCACAGGAGGACUGAUCGGCUCACGUCGGAAAGAUCUGAGUUCCUGGGGGGAUAUAAUUCAGGUCCUGGCAAGAACAGAAUGGCUUGCAAAUUAACAGAGGUAGUUAGAGAGUUGGAUGUGUUCAGUCCAUUUAGUAAUCAGCUACUCGUCAUUUCAGUAUGGUUUUGGGGAAGGAAGUAGCACAGUGGACGUGGACUGUUUUAAUGAGACACUGCCUGGCUUUUCUCGGGCUGAUUCUUACAUUUGUGCCAUUUUCUUUAAAGUCAAAUGAGAUAUGGGAACAGGGUUGAAUGUUGAUGAAUGUUUUUGAAAUCCAUGACACCGGGCUUAACCCCUGGGGAAAUAACUCAGACUGAUGUCUUGACUUUUCCCUGGCUUUUUUUCUCAUGGGAAUCAAGAAGUGUAUUGCUAUUAUGUUCAACUGUGCACCUGUUUCCCUGGGGCUGCAUGUGACUGAACAUAUGUUAACAGAUCCUUACGCAUAGAGGUCUGCUGAGAUGCUGGCAUUUGUCUGUCUCACCACAGUCAAGUCCCCCACGUGCAGGGCCACACACUGGCACAUCCUUGCUGGCUCCACUCUGCCCCUACACACAUUGUGAUGACAUUUCAAUCGUUAGUACAAUAGAAUUGUGAUGUCUUUCACACCUUGGAAAUUCUCAAAGGAUGUGCAAGUCUGCAAAUUAGGAAGAACUUAAGCAUUGCUUUGCUGUAAACAAUGGUCCUCACCACUUGCGCUCCGGGGGAAAGGGGAGUAAUGGAUUGCAAACGUGUGUGUGUUUCCGGGUGUGUGCGCACAUACGCUUUCUAGAAAAUGUCAUUUCCCCAUGUUUUAUAAGUGUAUUCGGCCAGGAGACCAGGCGAGUGAAGUACAGGGCUUUUAUGAAUUGAGUCCUAGUAAUGACCAAGGAUUUCUGCAAAAGCUGCUGUCUGUUAACAACAUCCAAAAAUCAGGGGCAUUCUCCGCCUAAAGCCCCGAUCCUUCAGACACUUACUUACACGUUAAACUUUACACGUGUGAGGAGUUCUGUUAAAGUCAGUGGCACUACUCACACGUGUACAGUUAAACACAUUGAACAAGUGUUUGCAGGACCCAGGGCUAAAGAACUUUCAUUCUAAAGCAGCAUUUGUCCUUGGCAUUUCAGAAUGUCUGUUUCUAAAUAUGAAUUUUGGAAACAAAAAAAGGCUAAAGUUUAUUCUUUGUGUUUGAUUCUGAUCUUUUAGUCCUCUCCUGUGGAUCCAUUCUGUGUAACUGGGUUUAUUUACUGGAUCAGCAAGGUUUCAAUCCUUCUUCAAAUAUCUGAUUGUUUGAAUCGCUUCGGCCCAGAGUGAUCUAUUGGAACACUAGAAAAACCACCUUUUUAAUGACACAGCACAACUGCCUUGUUGUUCAUCCUUUUCUGUUUUUUUAAACAGAUGCAUUUUAUUUAAAAGUUAAAAUACAGAUAGCAGUUUCUACCAAAGAUACCUAUUACUAAUUCUCAGACAAAAAAAAAAAUUAGUAAUUUAAAGAAAAAAUAAUAAAAUGUAGGAGUCUAAAAUAUUUAGCAGUCAUGCUCUCAAAUUCAUUCUCUUCUGCCAUCAACUCCUGUGUUCUGAAGUUUAUGUUCAAAUGGUGCCAGUGAAUUUUUAUAUGAAGGCAAAAAAGGCGUAAUUGUUAGUCCACUGCAUUGCUUUUAUUUCCCCUACUUUCUCUCUUUGUUGCCAUUCUAACAAUGUAAACGACAUUGGCUUUGCUUAUCUAAGGAGAAGGCACACAAAAUGGAGAGAGGAAGAGAAGGAACUGUACUGAAGAGAUUUGGCCUCUACUUUAUCUUUGCUGUUAAACUGUUUUUAGUAUUUUUGUUAAAUAUUUGCAAAGGGAAGCAUUUUCUACAGAAGAUAAUUAAUUUCAAGAAAAAUGUCUUGAGUUUUAAGAAUAAACAUGUCUCCAAAAGAGGAGAUAGUCAAUUUUAUAAAAUGUCACAACUCUCCAACAUUUGGGGUAGUGACUUUUUUGUUUGUUUGUUUUGUUAGAAUGUUUGAAACUAGCAAGCAGCCAUUGUUUCUAAAGAACUAAGCAUUCACGUCUACUCAUAUUUCCUUUUCCUUCAUUUUUAAAUAGCAGAAAUCAUUAAAACUGUAAAUAUUUUGUUGCUUGGGUAAGCAUCUUCUGGGAACUUUGUAUCUAUGGUAUAUAAUCAUAGAAUUUUAUAUUUUCAUAUAAAGCUAAGUUUUUUCUAGUUUCAACUCCUUCAUAGUUUUUUUGUGGUGGACAUGUGAAUACAUACUUUCUGUGUAUUGAAGUAGUGAAACACGAUCAUCACAUUCCAAAAAGAAUUCAACACAUGUUAUUUCUUUGGGGGCAGUGAUUGUGAAAGUUGGAUUUUCUUUCAAUUCCAUUGUCAGUGUGUGCAAUAGGAAUUAGAUUUAGCCAGCCAUUGGAGAAGUUCGUUUCAUUGAUCCAUUGGGGGGAGGUGGGUUGAAACUGGUGUUUGGUUUUGGGAAGUUAUUUUUUGUUUGCUUUUUAUUUUGUUUUUGGUUUUAGGGGUUUUUUGUUUGUUUUGGGGUUUGGUUUUUUUUGUAACUUGAAAACCUCCUUUUUGUUAUGUUUAAAACUAUAUCAAAUCAUUCUAUUAUAGUGUUAUUUAAUAUGUAAAUUGUAUUGCUAUACAUAAAAUAAAGUAUGGUUUUUGAUGUA
This is a messenger RNA of Chrysemys picta bellii (western painted turtle), 8966 nucleotides long. The record is from RefSeq and is a predicted model, not a curated record. Lineage: Eukaryota; Metazoa; Chordata; Testudines; Emydidae.